This is a messenger RNA of Aspergillus alliaceus, 408 nucleotides long. RefSeq lists its product as uncharacterized. Bases 1 to 408 code for a protein of 135 amino acids. The record is from RefSeq and is a predicted model, not a curated record. The transcript has 3 exons. NCBI's taxonomy places the organism in Eukaryota, Fungi, Ascomycota, Eurotiomycetes, Eurotiales, Aspergillaceae.
AUGUCGACAAAACAGGAGAUUAUUGUGGGUGCGAUAGUGACUCUCUCACAGGGCAAGGAUGGGAACUACGAUGUGGGGCAAGUAGGCGAAGAUUUGCUCAAGGCGCCUGGUCGGAAUGUAGGAGAUCGCAAGCCAAUAUCCUGGGACCUGGGACCUCACUCCGGUACGGGCUGGGUCGACACUGAGACACUGGACAUCGGCGUUACCGUUAGCAUCUGGGGAAUUUCCAUCGGGACUUUCUAUGGCAAUUUGGGAAAUCUUGGUCUUAAGGUUAACGUCAACCUGACUGGUGCUACCGGAUGGGUUAUGUUCUAUUCCAAGAACCGUACGACAGCCUGGGUCCGAAUUUCCCUCGACCUUAAAGCUUUUGGUGACUACAUGGAUGACUUUCAAACCCUUGAGUGGUAA